Messenger RNA from Girardinichthys multiradiatus, 2184 nucleotides. RefSeq names its product cilia- and flagella-associated protein 44-like. Bases 248 to 964 code for a protein of 238 amino acids. The record is from RefSeq and is a predicted model, not a curated record. The transcript has 10 exons. Lineage: Eukaryota; Metazoa; Chordata; Actinopteri; Cyprinodontiformes; Goodeidae.
CCGUCUGCCAGCGUUUCACUGGGCUUCACCUCCGAAAAAACCUCAGAUCAUAAACCACCGUAACGGAGACGGAGAAUCCGGACAGGAAAGGAGAAAACCCAGAGCCGAGCCUUCAAAAGACAGCCAACAAACAGAGGUUACGCAGAGAAGCCAGAGGAAGACUCUUUGGAUCCAGAGGAUGUUCAGGCCAUUUCUGAAGCCAAGGAGAAUAUCAGCGAGUUCAUCAAGUGGAAACAGCUCAGGGUGAAUGCUGCGCAGAAGAAAAAACAGCUGGCUGCUUUGGAGGAAAAAAAUCCAUGAGCAGCAGAGCGAGAUGAACAGAAGGCUCCGCGUGACUCUAAGGUUCGCCUGGUUUCUUGGAUGGCGGCGGGGUCUCCCAGUCCACCAGCAUCAGCCGCCUCCCACCCUGGCCACCGUUUUACCUGAAGAAACCCCGGAGAGGAAGCUGCAGUUCAGCCAAGCCACCUUGGAGAGAUACCGGACACUGAGAGAGCAGAGAAUAAAUUGUGUGGAUCAGGGGGAGCAGGAGGAAGCUGUGAGUUUAUUGGAGCAGCUGGAGAAAGAAAUGGACCUAGAGGAGGAGGAAGACAAAGAGAGAGGAGAAGAUGGGAGCUCCACAGUUUCUGCAGUAACCAGAUAUGACCAGGAGACACAGGUGGAGCUGAGUGAGCUGGAGGUGGAGCUGCAGAUGGACGACAAGAUCAGGCAGCUUCAUGAGCAGAACUGUCUGCUCCAACAGAUGGAGACCUCAGUUUGCCAGUUUGACACAGACCUUCUGCAGCUGCAUCGCCACAAGCUGCAUCUGGACAGCCAGCUGAAACAGGAUGACCUCCAGCUGCUCACGCUCUUCCAGGAGAUGCUGCUCCUCAAGCAGUUUGAGAAGAGGGAGGGAGAGCUGCAGGAGAGACUCAACGUCUGCAUUCAGGAGGAGAAGAACAUCUCGCGCCGCUACCUACCCAGCUGACUGAGCUAGGUAAGUAAACCACUGAGUGAAUGAAACCAGAACCAGUUUAUUAUUUGUCAGCUGGGUUUGUUUUGCCUUUUUCAGCUUCUGUGACGAGUCGAUGCGACAGAUUGGUGAACUGAGUAAACAUUUCAUCUAAUAACUAAACCUGGAUGAGGCUGCGACUUUACUUUCAUUGUCGAAGCUGGAGGAGUUCAAUGAGCUGCUGGAGCUGAAGAGGAGCAACAUCGCCAAGCUGCAGGAGAGAGAAAAGGCUCUGACCGCCGCCUUUAAGGCCUCACUCGGGGAAAAUAACCCGUUCCAAGAGUUCCUGACCAAAGUCUUCAGAAAGAAGAUCAAACAGAAGAAGAAAAAGACAGCGACGAAGACUCUGAUGAAGACAGCAACUCAGAUGAUGAUUGUGACAGCAUCAUGGAGGAAGGAGGAGCUGCUUUCGAUGAGAAUGUUUGUCCUAAAGACUGUGAACCGGAGCUGUUUGAAAACAGUCUGCAGCUCCGUGAGCGGAGGCUGGAUCUGGAGGAGCUGCUGGCGGAGGAGAAAAGUUUCGCCAAAUCUCUGAAGAAAUAAAGCGACCUGCUCAUCAGGAAGGACAAACCCGUAAGGACCAGCCUGCAGGCGGUGGAAACUGACUUGGAGUUAAUCAACCAGGAGAAGCAGCUGAAAAUGGACGAACUGGAUGUGGUGGUUCCUCUCAGACUGGAUCAGAUGAUCCAGAAACAACUGAUAACAGAUGAGGAGCAUCAGUCAAUAACAGAAGUGUUUAUAUAUUUCUAUCACCCUCUAUGAAAAAAACAUAUGAGCACACAGAUCCUGAGCUGUGGUGAUUUCAUCUAUAAAGUUCUGUGUUUCACCUCUAAUGUUGCUUCAGACUUCAGCUCUGAAAGGCUUCCCUGUCCUUGGUGAAGAAAAACAUUCCCACAGCAUGAUGCUGCCACCACCGACCUUCAAUGUGGCAAAUGUGUAUCCAUUAAAGUUUUAUUAAGGUAAGCAAAUGCAAGACACAGUUUUCUAGAUUUGUAUUUGUAAAAAAAAAAGAAAAAAAUGGUUUCAAGUAUGUAAUUACCACUACACACUAUACACAACAAUGGAAGGUUCUCAUGCAAGGUAAUGCAGAUCCGGUUCUGGGAAAAAUAGAAGGUGAAAGUAUAAAGGAAAACACUAGAAAAGAAAAAACUUUAUAAAAUAAAUCCGGUAAAAUAAAUGAUUGUAAAUGAAAAAUG